AGUUGUCUCCACACAGUUAAGGGUUCACCUUCGCGUUAUUCAUAACAGACCUCACAUGAAAUCAAAUUAAUUAACUGUCACAGACAUAAAUGGACGAGUAUGCUUAAAGCUGGCCUAGGCAGUGAUAUAAAAUACUGCCGAUAUGUCAGUAGUUAAUUACAUGCCAAAUAAGUUAUAAAAACUUCAUUAAAUGAACCAGCCCUACAUAGUUACGUUAAUCAGGCGUUUGAUACAGAUUCAAUCAGGUCUCAAGUUGUUCACAGUUGAAUAACCAUUGUACCUACCUUUUUUGACGUCGAGCGAGGAGAAUGACGAAAACUGACCAGGCAACAAAAUUUAUUUUGUUUUUGCUGUUAUUUUAUGUAGCUUUUGCACAGGAAAAGGACUGUAAAGAUGUAUUGGCUGUAUGUAAACACUUUCUACGUCUGAGAGAAGGACUUGGACUGACUAAGACACAAGCGUGCUCAGAAGUUUGGCCAAGACGGUAUUGCAAGGAGACAUGUGGGCUAUGCAAAAAGGUUACGAAAUGCGACAAUACUCAAUAUGGCUGUUGCUGGGACAACGUUACUCCUCGAAGCAAGACAGGAGAAUGUCCAGUGAUACUGGAAACGUGUCUUAAAUCUUAUCACCGAUGCGGUAAUUUACUUUGAGGCAUUCCAGUUUCCUGUUACGGACACGACAGAACACCGAUAAAAGUACGAGAAAUAACGAUGAUGAACAGAAUGCAAAAUCCACUCAAAAGAAAUACUUGGAAUAAACAGAAAAAAAUUGAAGUAAAAGUAUUUUUAAAAACGAUCGAAUUUUAUUCAAUGAGAGCUUGAUGAAAUAUGAUACUAUUGUUUUAAAGCAAACAUUGAUACACGUCUUAACGGGUCAUUUUGAUUAUCUUUUUUUAAUUUUAUUUUAAGUUCUUUACAUAUUUUACGAGCACAUUUUCUUCGAUUCUUAUCAGUCUUAUCUUUAAUGACAUUAAAACAUGCAUAAUGUAACGAAGGUAUAUUGUUUUUCUUGGCUUCGCGCUCCCUCAUCGAAUUGAUGGCUUUUCUCUUUCAGUUUCUCGCGAACUACGUUUUUAGUUGCGCAGCGCACUGAUUCUAAAAAAUAGCUUAAAGAUUCGGACAAACCUUGCAUUCUGUUUAACCGCUACGAGGAUUAUACGAACCGAUUUUAUUAUUUUUUCUUAAAGAUACAAUAAUAUCGCAUGCAAAUCAUGUGCUAAAUCUAGCUGUAUAUAUUUUUUCAAACACAGUAUGCAAAGACAUUUACAAGUCAUUUUGCCCUCGCUUCAAGUCAGUGUGUAGCAGAUGGGCAAGUACGAGGGAUGCUCUCGGUGCUCGUUUCAGAAGAUCCUGUCCAGUCACUUGUAACCGAUGUACAAAAGGUCAAACCCUCUUCAAGAGGAAAAAAUUUCGUUGUAAAGGUUCUAGAUUAUCUCGAGGACUAUAGUCAAGAUGCGUGACGUUCAAGUUCUAGAUUAUCAGUUUAUUCAGAGUUCAGUCAGUCAAUGAUUUCACAAUUCCACGYURCAGGAUUAAUUUCACGAGUUCAGGUUUUCACGAUUUCAGGUUUUCACGAUUUCAGGUUUUCACGAUUCGCUAGAAUGACAAUUGCAAAACCUUAUAUGAGAAUAUAUUCUGUCCAAGAAAAACGGAAUCAAUAUACUUACACAUAUGUGCUGUCCUGAAGAUAAAAUCAUUCGAAUUCCGUAUUCAUUUUUUAAGAACAACAACUUGUCUACUCUUCCCUAUAUCAACUCUGCCCCAUUCCCACGAGCUCCUUUUCUCUCUUCCACAGGGAACCCGCUUCUAUCAUGCAUAAGCUAUAACAUUCGUCUUCUUUAGAAACGUGGUUGUGCCUUAUUGGAUGGAUAUUAGAAGAUUUCCUAUUGAUGUGAGGUUAACGUGCGAGAAUGCGACUAUAGAUUCCACACUGACCAUAAUACCAAUCAAAGAGCAAGAAUUGUAAUAUUUGAUAAGCUAUCAUGUAGUAAUCCGUGAAUUACCGCUUAAAGUAAACUACAAAAUAUGAAAAGAAAAAAAAAGGAUUUUGCCAGUAGCAUAAUAUUGAGUGAUGUUUUGAGGUUAAAACACAAGAAAAUAUCUUUUAGUUAAGGACAUAUUAUUAGGUUUUGGUUGAGAAAAAACUUGGUCGAGCUGGCCUUACAUGCAGUGCAUAGAUAUUUCAAAGAAGACGUCUAAUUCGUCCCUGAAAAGAGCCCAGAAAAGCAUUGCAAUGUCAACUCGACCUCGUAAUGGCUUAUAAAACAGGGGCGAAGUGCGAAAUCCAAUAGCUUUGUGUUUUGACAAACGUCUUCUCUCUCUUCCUCUCUUGGGUACUAGUCCCAUUCGGUCGACGCUCAGCUAACACAAGAAGCCCAGUAUAGGAAGAGAGAAAAGAGACGGCUGCGGAGGAAGCUGGGUAAAGAGGUGUAUUUGUGUCGGACCAUGUAAAAGCUACGGUUUUUUUAAAUAAGAACAGAGAAAAUACUCGAU
Actinia tenebrosa (Australian red waratah sea anemone) is the source of this 2492-nucleotide messenger RNA. RefSeq lists its product as uncharacterized. NCBI's taxonomy places the organism in Eukaryota, Metazoa, Cnidaria, Anthozoa, Actiniaria, Actiniidae. The record is from RefSeq and is a predicted model, not a curated record.